This is a messenger RNA of Coffea eugenioides, 1620 nucleotides long. Its product is annotated as UDP-glycosyltransferase 74G1-like. The coding region runs from base 148 to 1533 and encodes 461 amino acids. The record is from RefSeq and is a predicted model, not a curated record. Gene Ontology annotation, molecular function: UDP-glycosyltransferase activity. NCBI's taxonomy places the organism in Eukaryota, Viridiplantae, Streptophyta, Magnoliopsida, Gentianales, Rubiaceae. The transcript is spliced from 2 exons.
CUAGCUCCUUUCCCUAUCUUUUUCUUUCUGACAAGUCAACUCUGGCAGCCAGCAGAAGGCUGCGGUCCACCGGGUAAGAACGGCAUUCUUAUUAGUUCUUUAGUAGUCGCAGUACUCGGACAGAAAUACACAGGAAAAUCGAAGGAAAUGACGAUGGGAUCAAGCAAAGUUCAUGUUCUAGCUCUGCCAUUUCCUGCCCAAGGCCACAUAAACCCCUUGCUCCAAUUCUGUAAGCGUUUGGUGGCAAAGGGUGUCAAAGUCACCUUUGUCAACACCGUCUUCCUGUCCAAGUCUAUGCACACCGAUCCUAAGAGGUCAAUUAACUUUGAAACCAUUUCAGAUGGCUACGACGACGGUGACUAUGCAGCAGCUGAAAGCUUCGAGGCCUACGUGGAAAAAUUUGCCACCGUCGGCUCGAAAACCUUGGCUGAUCUUAUCAUGAAACUAGAAGACGACGGCAAACCAGUUCAAGCCGUGAUUUAUGAUCCACACUUGACAUGGGCUCUUGAUGUAGCUAAGCAGUUUGGACUUGUUACGGCUGCUUUUUUCACUCAAAUGUGUGCUGUCGACAGCAUCUACUACCAUGUUUACCAUGGACUUUUAUCGGUUCCUCUUUCUGACUCCCCCAUUUCACUCCCUGGAUUGCCGCUGCUUCAACCAAACGAAACUCCGUCGUUUAUCUACCUUCACGGUUCCUAUCCGGCUUAUCGUCACCUACAAGUUAAUCAGUUCUCUAACGUUGACCAAGCAGACUGGGUCAUCCUCAACAUAUUUGACAAAUUGGAGGAAGAUGCGGUGAAUUGGAUGGCGAGACUUUGGCGAGUGAAGACAGUGGGUCCAACAGUUCCAUCCAUGUACUUGGAUAAACGCCUUGAGGAUGAUACAGGUUAUGGGAUCAAUCUCUUCAAGCCAGACUCCAGCUUGUGCAUCAACUGGCUAGACAAUCAACCGAAGGACUCGGUUGUCUAUGUGGCAUUCGGUAGCUGGAUAGGGAUCGAAGCAGAACAAGUCGAGGAAAUAGCUUCCGCUUUGAUGGAGAUCGGCUUCAGAUUCUUAUGGGUGGUGAGGGCGCUUGAGAAGGAAAAGCUACCAAGCAACUUCGUUGAUGAGACAUCGGAGAAAGGGUUGGUGGUGACAUGGAGUCCACAGCUUGAGGUAUUAGCACAUGAAUCGGUUGCAUGUUUCGUUACCCACUGUGGGCUCAAUUCGGUGAUGGAGGCAUUGAGUUUAGGCGUGCCGAUGGUGGCGGCGCCGCAGUUAACGGACCAGCCCACCAAUGCUAAGUUUAUUGAGGACGUUUGGGGGGUUGGUGUGAGGGCUGCAGCGGAUGAGAAAGGCAUUGUGAGAAGGGAAACGUUAGUUUCCUGUAUAAGAGAGAUUAUGGAGGGAGAAAAGGGAAAGCAGAUCAAAGAGAACGGCAUUAAAUGGAAGACUUUAGCUAAGGAAGCUAUUGAUGAGGGUGGGAGUUCUGAUAGGAAUAUUGAUGAAUUUGUAGCCGAAUUAAUUAGCGGUGCCGGACAACCAGACGCUUGACAAAUUGGAGAUUUUCCAUUGUUCUUGCUUUUGUACUUUUGUUCAUUUUUCCCAAAUUAAUAAAAGAAAAGAAAGUAGUUUUAUUUU